This is a messenger RNA of Euleptes europaea (tarantolino), 807 nucleotides long. RefSeq names its product RBPJ interacting and tubulin associated 1 (gene RITA1). Gene Ontology annotation, cellular component: cytoplasm; nucleus. Gene Ontology annotation, biological process: negative regulation of Notch signaling pathway; nuclear export; Notch signaling pathway. Lineage: Eukaryota; Metazoa; Chordata; Lepidosauria; Squamata; Sphaerodactylidae. The transcript is spliced from 2 exons. Gene Ontology annotation, molecular function: tubulin binding. Bases 1 to 807 code for a protein of 268 amino acids. The record is from RefSeq and is a predicted model, not a curated record.
AUGAAGGCCUCUGUAGCGCUGGCGGUGUCGGGAAUUCAGGCGCAACGCAGGGGCAGAGAGGGCUACAGGGCCAAAGCCUCCUACGUGGAUGAAACGCUCUUUGGCAGCCAUGUGGCGCGGCAGGCAGAUGUCGUGGAGUUCGAUCCUCCGUGGGUGGAUAAGCAGCCCGAACGCCAGAGACCCUUGCUCUGGAGCCCUGCAGCAACGCGAUGGGAGGCUGAUGCUGACCCCUCAAAAGCUCCUGUAUCACCUACCGCUCCAAGAAAGACGAACAAGUACAGAUUGAAAUGUCGGACUCCGUCCUACUGUGACGAGACACUGUUCAGCACAAAGUCAGGAGGACAGGAUGGGGCCAUUCCCUGGAUGAAGGAGGAUGCAGCUAAACUCCGCCCUUUGCUUUGGACCUCACCUCCCGCUUCCAGAAACCAUUCAAGCCUUCCUUCUUGUCAAAAAGAGAAACCGUGGAGAGCCAUUCAUCGCGAAACACCCAGAUCUCGGCAGACUGAAGGGUUCGAGGCACAAAAAAAACACUCUUUUUGGAAAUAUCCAGUGCAUUCAGAUGAGGACGACCAGGGUAUCUUAGGCUGGACAGGCUACCACCCCAAUAGCCCGGUGUAUAGUGCCUUUGAUAUACUCCAGCCACCAGAGACUGAUUCAAGGACAAAUAGGCAGCAGAAUCACCUCCUCUUAGAUGCCUCCGUGGCUUUCCCAGGAUCUAGGCCACAUUCAAAGGGCAUAUCAAGGUCACCAUCUGCCAGGUUAUCAAGAGCUACAGGCUCAUGCAAACCUCGGCCUCCCUGGAAAUAG